Molecule: messenger RNA, 1950 nt
Organism: Diplodia corticola
Lineage: Eukaryota; Fungi; Ascomycota; Dothideomycetes; Botryosphaeriales; Botryosphaeriaceae
Product: carbohydrate-binding module family 50 protein
Exons: 1
Coding region: 1-1950 (649 amino acids)
Source: RefSeq, a predicted model, not a curated record
AUGAACCCCACCAAUGCCUCUCAGCAUUCCUCCCGCACCCAUCUCACCCCCGAAGCCUCGCUCCGCCCGCGCAACAAGCGCCUGGUCUCCGGCGUCGACGACGACCUCGACCGCGACUCCAAUGCCGCCGCCAGCCUAGAUGCCAGCCGCGCCGCCUCGCCCUCCGCCUCGCCCUUUGCCUCGAGGACUGCCUCGCCCAUCCCCGGCCCCGGCCCCUCGCGCUCCGCCUCCUCGCAGGCCGUGAACCGCUCGAGGGAGUCGACCGUCAGCAAGAGCGCCGUGAGCCGUGGCCAGCCCGGCAACGCCCAGGAUCCGCUGGCCCAGCUCUCCGGCCUGUGGGGCAGCUCGUGGACUACGUUGCAGGGGCUCGCUUCCAAUGUGCUUGGCAGCGACCCCAGCGGAGACGUGCCCCGGAAGCGCAGGCCCUUCGAAGCUACCCAUGGCCGCAAGGCGACGGCCAGCGCUCCUCCUGCGCAAUGGGGCCCCGCCACACGGGACACACAGAUUGGGACGGGCACGAAGGAGGAGCGGGAGGCCAUGGUCAGGGCGAUGAAGCGGAAGGACCUGCUCAUGGCGGAUGGUCAUUUGAACCUGGAUGCUACGGGGAAGUUCAAGCGGAGGAAUUCCGAUGAGCGCGUCUCGUCGUCAGCCCCGCCCACGGAGCACAUUGACCGCGAGGCGCUGGUGUACAUCCACCGAGUGAGACCUGAGGAUACGCUUGCCGGCAUCACCAUCAAGUACAACUGCCAAGCUGCUCCUCUACGCAAGGCGAACAGGAUGUGGGCCCAGGACAGUGUGCAGACACGCCGUCAUCUGAUCAUCCCCGCCGAUGCCUGUGGCGUGAAAGGCCGCCCUGUGCCACCGCCGGAAGAGCAGAAACCGAAGCAGCCCAACGUAGAAGAUGACUUGCUAUUGCCCACCCCGGGCGCCGAGUAUCCUCCCAUCCACAGCACCAGUCUCCCUACGAAUGGCUGGAACGGCCCUGCGUCUGUUUCGACCUCGAACCUCUCCAAAUCCGUAACCGCAUCGGAAGCAUCCACCAACGCCGACAACGAGCCGCCAUGGAAACACGAGGGCUGGGUCAUGCUACCACACAGCAAAGACCCAAUCGAGAUUGCCCGCCUACCACGCAGAGACCUCGGCUUUUUCCCGCCUGCUCGCCGGAAAAGUUUGACUUUCUCUGACAAUGACUCCGCCGUCCGAACGCCGUCCGCGUCGCUCGAGCUGAACCGCUCAGAUACCAUAACCUCGGCGUCAUCAAUGACUUCGCAUGGCACAGCCAAAUCGCCCCGCCAAAGCAGCAGUAGUAACGUACCUAACCGUCACCGCCCACGCGCCCCUAGUGUUACGCAAAGUUUCAAGCUCGACGGACCUGGAGGCGUUGGCACCUUCAACAGGAACGUCCGCAAACCGGGUCCCGCGCAGGAUGGCUUGAAUAAGAUAUUUGGCCAGCACCUGCCAAACCUCGCCCCGCCGCCAGGCAAGGAUUAUUUCGGAACGUGGAACCCAGCAGCGUUGGCAGAGGCCAAAGCGAACGGGAACUCCAUGGGCCCAUCGGGUACUGCGACCCCCGUCGGAGUUGGCGGUGUUGGUGGCAGCUCCAGUGGAUUCGAUCUCGCUCAGGUCGGCGGCGCUAUCGAGGGCUGGAUGCGCAAGGUAGCAACACAAGCGUCGACGCUCGUGCCGCCGGCGCAGCUGACGCCUAGCAAGACCAGCGUAACCCCCGCUGACAGGCAGCGUGCAGCGGGUGCUGGAUUGGGCGCCGCGGGCAUGAGCGGCGAUAUCAACGACUUGAUCGAGCUGACAGACGCGUUCGAGGUCGGCGAGGAUGAGGAAGAAGCCAACCGCGGACGCAGCGGCACCGGAAGUGGAAGAGGCGGACCGGCAGACGGUGUCAGAAGGCGGGAGGCACGCAGUGGCACACCAAGUAAGGGCGGAAAAGGCGAUUGA